AUGUCAGUGCCAGAUGUCAGUACCGCGGAUGUCAGUACCAGAUGUCAGUACCGCGGAUGUCAGUACCAGAUGUCAGUACCGCGGAUGUCAGUGCCAGAUGUCAGUACCGCGGAUGUCAGUGCCAGAUGUCAGUACCGCGGAUGUCAGUGCCAGAUGUCAGUACCGCGGAUGUCAGUGCCAGAUGUCAGUACCGCGGAUGUCAGUGCCAGAUGUCAGUACCGCGGAUGUCAGUGCCAGAUGUCAGUACCGCGGAUGUCAGUGCCAGAUGUCAGUACCGCGGAUGUCAGUGCCAGAUGUCAGUACCGCGGAUGUCAGUGCCAGAUGUCAGUACCGCGGAUGUCAGUGCCAGAUGUCAGUACCGCGGAUGUCAGUGCCAGAUGUCAGUACCGCGGAUGUCAGUGCCAGAUGUCAGUACCGCGGAUGUCAGUGCCAGAUGUCAGUACCGCGGAUGUCAGUGCCAGAUGUCAGUACCGCGGAUGUCAGUGCCAGAUGUCAGUACCGCGGAUGUCAGUGCCAGAUGUCAGUACCGCGGAUGUCAGUGCCAGAUGUCAGUACCGCGGAU
Molecule: messenger RNA, 562 nt
Organism: Saccoglossus kowalevskii
Lineage: Eukaryota; Metazoa; Hemichordata; Enteropneusta; Harrimaniidae
Source: RefSeq, a predicted model, not a curated record